Anneissia japonica is the source of this 3430-nucleotide messenger RNA. RefSeq lists its product as uncharacterized. The transcript is spliced from 12 exons. Lineage: Eukaryota; Metazoa; Echinodermata; Crinoidea; Comatulida; Comatulidae. The record is from RefSeq and is a predicted model, not a curated record. The coding region runs from base 177 to 2090 and encodes 637 amino acids.
AAAAGUUUCUAUAGGCUACGUACUACAGACGUUUUUUAGUACUAUUUAAAUAACCGUAGUUUCUUUGUCGUGUUGGUUUGCGGUGCGCUACUCCAAUUUUUGAUAAUAAAGACACCUGAAAAAAAAACACAUUAUCUUGGCAAAUGCUGAGCUAGGCCCUAGGCUUCAGCAGAAAAAUGUAUUCUCAAAAUACCAGACUUCAAUCUUCACUGUUUUUUGCAAAUCUUGCCAACGCUGAUAAGCUAUGGUCGGUGAAAGUUAGAAUUAAUGAUCAGCAACAGUGCGGAGCUACUCAGAAAAUGAGGCCACAAAUAAUGAAAUGCAGAGAGCUCAUCUUUACUGAACCUUUAGUGAUUGCAUCACCUUGUCUGAUGGAAGAUGGAUUUAUCUUUGUUGUGGUACAUCAAGGCUAUUGGAACACUGGUAUACUACAAAACCAUUUUCUGAAAAUGGGACUCAUGCAUGACAAUGCAAUACCAGUAACAAAUGCAGUGCUACAAGCAUGCCUGUCCUACACACUGAGAGCAAAGCUGGCACCACUGUGGAACAAAUCUGGUGACAUCUACAUUCAAGGGAGGGACUUUUUAUCCUCAUCAUCAAGAUGUAAUGCGUUAAGACUUGAGCUCACUGUCAGUAAGUCUGAGAUAUGCUUAGCAGUACAACCAAAGGGUAUCAGGUUGCCACCAUUUAGGCUCCAAGAUUUUCAAAUCUGCCAACCUAUUUUAAAUCAUUUUUCAAAGUCAAAAUAUUAUGUGAUUCAGGAAUUCUCCAUUGAUGAUAAAUGGUGCCAUGUUCUACCAAGCAUGAAGCUGGGUAAGGUGGUGAACAUUACCCGUUCCAUACCGGACACAAGUCCAUUUAAAUCUUACAAAGACAUCCGAAGAUACUGGAAGAAUACGUAUGGAUAUCGUUUGCCAGAAGAUGAAGAAGGAACUAUAUAUUGCAACAUUCAUUUCCCUGCCAUAGGACCAAUACUCUUUACAUAUCCUCAUUGGUGUGUGCGUAAGUUUGAUGUGGUUUACUUGCCACGUGUUGACCAUGAGUUGGUCUUGCAGACAUUUGUGAUGGAUUUCCAAAAGAAAGUGGGAUCAUUGUGUGGAUGUCAGAUGCUCCUGACCACAAAGCCAAGGUAUCCAGUGACAGGUGCGCAAGAGGUUGGAUCACAGAGCUUUCAACCAUUGGCAGCCAAUUUAACAACAACUCCAACCAUCUUGCCACGAGGUGUGCCACCCAUCAAGCCAUUGAGUGUUGAGACUUCAAACAGAACAACCACAAUAAUCACAGAGAUGAAUAUCAGUCAUAACAACACGUCACAACAAACAUACAGUAACAAUAGUGCAGAAGCUGCUGUUGUUUCCAAAUCAGCUAGUUAUGAUAGUCAUCAAUUGUCACAAAAAAUCAUACCCAUAUUUAGAUCAAAGAUCUCAAAGAACAUUUCAUCAAACCUUAGUCAGCAAGGUAGAAGUUGUUCGACCGUGAGCAGCACAACCUUAAACAACCCCAUCAUUCCAUUAUUCAAGCCAGCUAAAAAAUCGACAAGUGCUCUUAAAAAAUCUGAGUUAGUGAUUAAGUCAGCUCUACCCUUGAGCAAGUCAACUAAAGUCUAUCCAACUACAAAGCCAUCAUUCAAUCCGGUUAAAAAGUCUGUGACAUCAGAUACACCUCGCCGAUCACAGUUGGUGAAUAAUUCAUGUCAGUCCUUAGACAAGUCAACUAGGAUCAAUCCAACACUGUCACCAUUUCAAGGGAUUUCAAAGUGCAAUGCUUCUAUACAUACACCUUAUCGGAGCAACUCUAGCAGUGUACUAAACCCUCAACUGAAUACUGUUCCAGUGAUCUCAAGCAAAGCAGUGAAGAGGAAGAAAUUACAGGUCGAUGAAAACAGCAACACUCCAAAGAAACCCAGAGAGAAACCAAAGAUUCAAGAAAAUUUGGAUAUUCAAAAACUUGCAUUAGAAAACAAGCUGAGCAAAGUAAAUUCAUUGACAUUGUCUGUCUGGUUGAAGCAGAAAGGAAUCGCUGUAAAGAGUAAAGAUAAGAAAGUAGAUUUAGUGGCGAAAGUAAUCAAUUACAUCAAAACAGAAGAAUGAAUGGGAAAUGGAAGUAUAGUAUAUAAAAGUGUGCAAAUCCACUAUUCAUUUUAAUGAUUACAAAUAAGUAAAUGUUUAAAAACAGUUACAAAUAUAGGGAACAAAAUGUUAUAAUUGCACAGAGCAUCCCAGCAAAAAAAUCCUUAUUGUUCAAAUACAAUGAAAGUAUUUCUGGCAAGAAUUGAAGCUGUCAGGGCAAGCAUUAUGUUGCUAUACCACAGAAGCCUGUUGGUUUUACGAUAUACUCGGGCUAGCCCACCCUCAUAUAAAUGAUAUAUCCUUAAAUUGAAUGUAUGUUCUAUGCAGAAACCUAAUCAUUACAAGUGUAUGUAUGAAUACUAAAAAUUACAUUUCUGUAUAAUUAACUAAUUAGCUUAUUAAAGCAUGUGGCAUUAUUGUAUAAUUUUAGUAAAUACAAUAAUAAUUUAAUACAUUUACUCACCUGUCAUUUUAAAGCUUCUAAUGUGGACAAUAAUAUGAAUACUGUAUAUUAAAAAGUCAAUUUUUUUCAUUUGGUCACCGAUGCAUGUUUUGGCACAGCAAGCCCCAUAUAUUACUCAUUUCAUCAUCUUUAAUUACUAUUCACACCUCACUUUUAUUUAAAUAUAAUUGUCACUCGCAUUACAGUACUCAGUCUUAGCCCAACAGUCAUACUCACACUGUAGGUGGGCAAAGAUAUAUGAUAAUAUAUUGUACUUGUGUGUUAAUAAACAGUCAAUUCAAAGAAGAGAAAUAGGCUUGGAUAGCAAAUUUAAUUACGUCCCGAUUCAUGAUCAUGAUCUUUCAUACAGUGUGUUAAUGCACCUGUCACAUGACACAUAUGCAAAUUAACUGUAUGCUACUGAUAUGCUACUGAUAUACAUAAAUUCCCUUUUAAUAUUAUACUCAUAUGCAUAGCAGUAUGUUAUAUAAUCUUUGUAUUCAGCUGACAAUACUGCAAACUACAUAUGUUUUAUAUUAUUUACCUGUAAACAAUAUUCUUAUUUUUGUUCCUUUGUUUUCAGUACAUAUAGAUCUUUGUAUUAUUCAUAUUAUAUGUUAACUAUAAUUUGGCUUCAAUAUAUUUGUUGGCUUUGUGAUCCUGCAGUUAGUGCUGAUACACUGUUACAUUUACUGACACCAAUCCAAUUUUAGAUAUAAAUACACAUCCUCAAAAAUAUAAUCAAUCAGUUUACCUUGCACCCAAAAAUAUAUAAUACAUACAUAAAAACAAUAAUGCUUUACACAAAGAUACAUUCAAAACAUAAUGAUGGAAGGUGGUUAGAGUAGUCAUCAAUGAACACAGAAUCUAGACUGUUAUUACUAUAAUAAUUUCUUUCACAUGUUACAGCAAAAAAAAA